AGAUGUCCAACACCAACAACGCUACCACCGUUCCCUAUGUGGUGGAAGAUUGUCGAGGAGUCCUCCUAGUUUACAGCGAUGGUUCCAUAGUCCGAAAAUCUCAACCAGUUGCAGACAUUGUUGUCGAUGAUGAUGGCUCUGUGGUUUGGAAGGAUGUCCUCUUUGAUCCGAUUCAUAAACUCCAUCUCCGUCUCUACAAGCCUUCUUCUUCUUCCACAAACACAAAGCUCCCAAUCUACUACUACAUUCAUGGCGGCGGCUUCUGUCUCGGCUAUCGUAAUUUGCUCAAAUUCCACAACUACUGCCUUCGUCUUUCUUCUGAGCUUCAAGCUGUUAUCAUAUCGAUUGAUUACCGACUCGCACCUGAGAAUCGGCUUCCAGCCGCCAUCGAAGACGGAUUCAGUUCCGUUACGUGGCUUCAAGCUCAGGCUGUAUCCGGCAACCCUGAUCCUUGGUUAACUGCUGAUUUGGUCGAUUUCCGACGAGUUUUCAUAUGCGGGGACUCGGCUGGCGGCACUAUCGUUCAUCAUAUGGCGGUUCGACUCGGUGCUGGAUCGUUCGGAAUGGAACCAGUUCAGAUUCGGGGUUACAUACUCUUGAACCCCUUUUUUGGUGGGACAGUGCGGACCAGGUCCGAAGCGGAGGGGCCGACGAAAACGUACCUCCAUUUGGAAUAUAUUGACAUGUAUUGGAGGCUGUCAUUACCGGUGGGAGGAACAAGAGAUCACCAAUUAGCAAAUCCGUUUGGACGUGAUAGCCCAAACCUUGAAUCAGUGGCUCUUGAUCCAAUCUUGGUUGUGGUUGGUGACCAUGAUUUGCUAAAAGAUCGGAUUACGGAUUAUGCAAAGAGACUGAAAGAGAUGGGAAAGGUUAUCCAGUUUGUUGAAUUUGAGGGACAGGAACAUGCGUUCAUUACACGCAAUCCAGACUCUGCAGUAGCAAACAAGUUGAUGCAAAUUAUCAAAGAUUUUAUUGCUAAGUACAACUCAGUCUGAAAGAGUGAAAGUAUCA
Telopea speciosissima is the source of this 1011-nucleotide messenger RNA. RefSeq names its product probable carboxylesterase 15. The transcript is spliced from 2 exons. NCBI's taxonomy places the organism in Eukaryota, Viridiplantae, Streptophyta, Magnoliopsida, Proteales, Proteaceae. Bases 3 to 995 code for a protein of 330 amino acids. The record is from RefSeq and is a predicted model, not a curated record. Gene Ontology annotation, molecular function: hydrolase activity.